Myxozyma melibiosi is the source of this 1699-nucleotide messenger RNA. Its product is annotated as L-Aspartase-like protein. Bases 124 to 1641 code for a protein of 505 amino acids. Gene Ontology annotation, cellular component: tricarboxylic acid cycle heteromeric enzyme complex; mitochondrion. The transcript is spliced from 2 exons. The record is from RefSeq and is a predicted model, not a curated record. Gene Ontology annotation, molecular function: fumarate hydratase activity. Gene Ontology annotation, biological process: malate metabolic process; fumarate metabolic process; tricarboxylic acid cycle. NCBI's taxonomy places the organism in Eukaryota, Fungi, Ascomycota, Lipomycetes, Lipomycetales, Lipomycetaceae.
GACUGGUUCUCCGGCGGCCUCGACCAACUUCUCCAGCUUUCCGUUGAUUCUCUUCUUCUUCCAACCUCCUCGUCUUCUUCUUCCUCAUCCUCCUCCUCUCCUCCUCCUCAAUUACAACUCACAAUGUCGGCCGUCGCUCGCACCCUGCGUCGUCAGGCUCCCGCUGCCUCCCGCGCUCUUCUCGCCCGCUCAUCCGUGAAGGCCUUCCCGGCCCUCACCCGCUCCUUCUCGGCGUCGCCUGCUUCCUGGGCUCACCGCACCGAGACCGAUGCCUUCGGACCCAUCGAGGUCGACUCCUCCCGCUACUGGGGUGCGCAGACCCAGCGCUCGAAGCAGAACUUCGAUAUCGGCGGCCCGACCGAGCACAUGCCUCUCCCAGUCGUCCGCGCCUUUGGCAUCCUCAAAAAAGCCGCCGCCGAAGUCAACCUCCGCUACGGCCUCGACCCCAAGAUCGCUGAGGCCAUCAAGACCGCCGCGCAGGAGGUCGCCGACGGCAAGCUCGACGACCACUUCCCCCUCGUCGUCUUCCAGACCGGCUCCGGCACCCAGAGCAACAUGAACGCCAACGAGGUCAUCUCCAACCGCGCAAUUGAGCUCCUCGGCGGCGAGCUCGGCUCAAAGACUCCCGUCCACCCCAACGACCACGUCAACCGCUCGCAGUCCUCGAACGACACCUUCCCCACCGUCAUGCACAUCGCCGCCGUGCUCGAAAUCACCCAGCGUCUCCUGCCUGCCCUCACCGACCUCCACGCCGAGAUCCUCAAGAAGGUCGAAGAGUUCAACCACAUCAUCAAGAUCGGCCGCACCCAUCUCCAGGACGCGACCCCGCUCACCCUCGGCCAGGAGUUCUCUGGCUACGCUACCCAGCUCGAGUACGGUAUCGAGCGCGUCAAGACCACCCUCCCCCGCCUGCGUCUGCUUGCCCAGGGCGGUACCGCCGUCGGAACCGGUCUCAACACCAAGAAGGGCUUCGACGUCGCCAUCGCUGAGGAAGUCACCAAGCUCACCGGCGAGCAGUUCUACACCGCCCCCAACAAGUUCGAGGCCCUCGCCGCCCACGACGCCAUCGUCGAGGCCUCCGGUGCUCUCAACACCCUCGCCGCCUCGCUCUUCAAGAUCGCCCAGGACAUCCGCUACCUCGGAUCCGGCCCCCGCUGCGGAUACGGCGAGCUCUCGCUGCCCGAGAACGAGCCUGGUUCGUCGAUCAUGCCUGGUAAGGUCAACCCUACCCAGAACGAGGCCCUGACUAUGGUCUGCGCCCAGGUCUUUGGUAACCACACCGCCAUCACCUUCGCCGGUGCCUCGGGCCAGUUCGAGCUCAACGUCUUCAAGCCUGUCUUGAUCCGCAACCUCCUGUCCUCCGUCCGCCUCCUCGCCGACGGCUGCAAGUCCUUCAACCUCCACUGCGUGCAGGGCAUCAAGGCCAACGAGGGCCGCAUCAGCCAGCUCAUGAACGAGUCCCUCAUGCUCGUCACCGCGCUCAACCCCAAGAUCGGCUACGACAUGGCGUCCAAGGUCGCCAAGAACGCCCACAAGAAGGGCUUGACUCUCAAGCAGUCUUGCCUCGAGCUCGGUGCUCUUUCUGAGGAGGAGUUUGAGGUGUGGGUCAGACCCGAGAAGAUGAUCGGUCCUUCUGAUUAGAUAUAACAGCCAUUUUAAUCUAUAAAGACUCUUUCAUAAUAAACAUACUUACGUACAC